This is a messenger RNA of Telopea speciosissima, 660 nucleotides long. RefSeq names its product disease resistance protein RUN1-like. The coding region runs from base 42 to 509 and encodes 155 amino acids. The transcript is spliced from 2 exons. Gene Ontology annotation, biological process: defense response. The record is from RefSeq and is a predicted model, not a curated record. Lineage: Eukaryota; Viridiplantae; Streptophyta; Magnoliopsida; Proteales; Proteaceae.
CCUUUUCGAGGUUAUGGCUACAAAGGGAAGAAUUUGCAAGGAUGUCUAAGCUAAGAUUCCUCUGCAUUGAUGGAGCAAGCUCCGAAGUCAUUCCAAAUCUUCCUUCUAGUUUAAGAUGGUUCAGUUGGAGGCAAAGCCAUCUGGAAAUUUUACCAACCAAUUUUUAUCACAAGAAAUUAGUUCAUAUGGACCUAUCAAAGAGUUGGAAUAUUAGACAAGCUUGGACAAAUAAGCCUCAAAAUGAAAAUCAGAGGUUCCAAAAGUUGAAAAUGUUCUAUCUCCAAAAUUGUUGGAAUCUAUCUGAAUCCCCCGACUUUUCAUGGUUUCCUUACUUAAAGACAUUGGAUCUUCAAUAUUGCAGAAAUUUGGGUGACUUACAUAAGUCCAUUGGUGAUCUAAAAUCUCUAGUUGACCUUUACUUGACUAUGACAAAUAUUAAAGAACUCCCAGAGAAUAUUUGCAGGCUAAGUUCUCUCAAACAUCUAAUUCUUGGUUUUGCUAUUCACUAAAAAAGUUGCCGGAGUCAAUUGGUGAUCUGAAAUCUCUGGUUGAGCUUGAUUUGCAAUCGACAGGAAUUGAAGAACUCCCAGAUAGUAUUUGCAGGCUGAGUUCUCUCAAAUGUCUAUCCAUUGGUAUGUGUUCAUCAGUGAAAAAGUUACC